AUGUACCAUGAUAGCGGCACACGGGAGAAGUCCAUAUCCACUGGAGUCUAUAGGAUCUACAAUCCACGCCCCCACAAGCUGCAGCCACAAAGUACAAGCAUGGUUGGCGUCAUCUCUGGCUACAUACUGCCGGCGGAGAGCCUGCACUGGUUCUGCCAGUGCCGGGUCGGUCCCUUUGUGCCCGAGGAAAUUCCGGAGGUCGAGGGGCCUCGCGAAUUCAAUGCAUUCGUGAACGACAUACUGUGCAUGAUCGACUGGAUUCGGGGUCUGGAGAGGAGCAAGCUCGUGCCUCCUGUGAGCUGGCUUCUCCCGGACCGGGGCGAAACUGCCGUCAUCGUCACGGGAUACGAGGAUCAGACGAAGGGGGUCUCCCGGAUCCCGGAAGACGACAGGCAGGUUCGCGCGCGCGACCGGUUUGUGAAACACGCGAAUCUGGCGGCCGGGGAAAACGUCUUUGUGAGCGACAACUUGCAAUAUUUUUGCACCGCGGAAGAGAACCUGGAGCUUCCCCUCGCACUGUGCUUCGAUCCGCCGCCGCAGAAAGGCAAGGAGAAGGCCGCUGAACCGUACUGCUCUGAUUCCGCCAGCGGGACCACAUGCAGCAGGCGGAUGUGUGUUGUCACUUUCAGCUAA
Molecule: messenger RNA, 633 nt
Organism: Fomitopsis serialis
Lineage: Eukaryota; Fungi; Basidiomycota; Agaricomycetes; Polyporales; Fomitopsidaceae
Exons: 6
Coding region: 1-633 (210 amino acids)
Source: RefSeq, a predicted model, not a curated record